Tribolium castaneum (red flour beetle) is the source of this 2356-nucleotide messenger RNA. Its product is annotated as ankyrin repeat domain-containing protein 27. Lineage: Eukaryota; Metazoa; Arthropoda; Insecta; Coleoptera; Tenebrionidae. The coding region runs from base 50 to 2335 and encodes 761 amino acids. Gene Ontology annotation, cellular component: plasma membrane; transport vesicle; tubular endosome. The transcript has a single exon. Gene Ontology annotation, biological process: neuron projection morphogenesis; early endosome to late endosome transport. Gene Ontology annotation, molecular function: SNARE binding; guanyl-nucleotide exchange factor activity. The record is from RefSeq and is a predicted model, not a curated record.
AUGUGUGCCGUCACCUUAGCCACACACAUGUCAAAAAAAUAACCUCAAAAUGUGGCAAAAAUACGACGAAAACCUCCACAACAAUCCUUUUUUCCACGAAAUUAUCAAAAAUCACGGUGACUUAAUAGUGAAAGCGUCACAAGAAGAGUGGAUUAUUUGUGUUCCAAGAAUCGGUGUCAUUGACCCCAAUGAAAUAACAAUUGAGACGAUUCUUGACCAUAUUCUCGUGCCCUCAGAAGGCACAACAUUGAGCAAAAAGGAAGCCACAAUCAAAAACAAACAAAUCGUAACUAAUUCAACAACCCGUCACAUACUUUUCGAGGAAACGUUCUACAUAGAAGACUUGAAAUAUACAGUUUUCUGUAUUGAUAGCCCCCUGUUCUCAAGCCGAGUGACAUGCCCCCAUGUAGUCAACAAAAUUGAGACACUCCACCACUGUAUUGAUUUUUUCUGGAGUGAGAAUUUGAGCCACGUUUUAAUCAAAAUCCAGCGACUGUGUGCAAGUUUCGUCGACCAGAAUCGUAGUUUUUGCCGCGAAAAUUUGCAAAACCAGAAGGAUUUAAUCGGGAGUUUGUACUCCCAGUGUUUGCAACUUGUGUUGCGUAAUCGGGGAUUCACCGACUGUGACAACAUCAAGCUAGCGGUGGAAACAUACAUGCAGAGCUGUCUUGACCAGUUCCUCACCCAUGCUAUAAACACAGUGACGUGCCUCCAUGACUCCGAAUUGAACAAAAUCAUCCGAAACUCAAGCGAGCUUCAAUUGAAAGACUUGUCCAUCCCUCCGAAAUUCUGUGAUAAUAUUACGAACGCUAAAAGCGAACUAAGCAAAAUAAAUAACUACGUUACGAUCCUAGACAAGGUUAAUUGCCUAAAAUUAACGUUCGGUCAUUUAUACACCAAGAUUUGUUUAACCUCCGACGAUGUUUUACAACUUUUCGUCUUCCUAAUUCUUAAACUAAACAUCACCAACUGGACUUCAAACCUAAUUUACUUAACCCAAUUCCAGUUCAGUUCGCACGAACCCAACGAAAGUAAUUUCCUCGUCACUUCGCUGGAAGCGGCUUUAGAAUUCAUCAAGAGCGAGCAAUUCGCCAAAAUCAAACCUCGCCAUUCGGUGACUCCCCUAUUCCAAACAAUCGUCACCGGCGACUUGACCAACUUGCGUAAACUGCUAGACGUGAAGAACAGUGGCGGUAAUUUGUGUCAUCCGUUGUGCGAUUGCGACGAUUGCACAAAAAUGGACUCGAGUUAUGAUAUAAACAGCAAAGGUCAGACUCUUCUCACUUUUGCCGCCUUGUUGGGGCGCAGUGAAAUCGUCGAAUUUUUGCUAAGUAAAGGGGCUGAGGUCAACUCUGUUGAUUAUUUCGGGCGAAGUGCGUUGCAUUACGCCUGCCUUAAAGGCCACCAAGACGUUUUAUUAAUUCUAGUCAACUGUCGGGCUGAGGUCAAUGUGAGAGACCAUGACGGGAAUACUCCCUUACAUGUCGCUUGUAACAAUGGGCAUGAGAAUUGCGUCAAAGCUUUGUUCUACGCCUCCAAAGGCUUGGACAUCGAUUGUGUCAAUAAGCACGGGGACAGUCCGCUGCAUUUGGCCGUCAAAUGGAAUUAUGUGGGGAUAUGUGCGGUCUUGAUCGAGAAUAACGCCAAUGUUUGUGUUACUAAUCGCAAGAAUCAACUACCAGCAAACUUGGCACAGAACUACUACACCGAGCGAUUUUUCCCCAACUCUGUCCCAAAACCCCCAAAGGAUAAUAACAGAAGCGACAAAUUCAAAAAAAUCGAUCUGUUACUCAAAGCCAUCGAAAACGAUGAUUUACCCUUGACUUGUUUUUAUCUGGGUUUUUCGACCAGUUCCCACUAUGAUUUUCAAUCAAAGUGUCACCCUUUAUGCAACUGCGAAAAGUGUGAAGAUUUAGACACUGGGCAGGACCCCAAUGUUGAAUAUAUCAGCGUUAAUGCGUGCAAUAUUGACGGUUUUACGCCACUUCAUUUCGCCGCGAAAUUUGGAAGGACGGAACUACUCCGUAUCCUACUAGAUUCCGGUGCUUUACCCAACUUGAAAACUUUAAAAACACUACAAACUCCACUACACUUGGCUUGCAUCCACCAACAAGUUUCCGUGGUGAAAGAAUUGGUCAAAUGUGCAAAUUGUGAAGUGGAUUCGCAAGAUUAUUACGGAAACACGCCUCUCUAUUAUGCAUGCGUUCGAAAUGACGCCAAAAUUGUCGAAGUAUUGCUCACAAACGGAGCCAAUGCCGAUAUUAGGGAUUAUGGAAACUCGAUAAUAAAACAAGUCCAAGAAAAUCUCACCGAGAGCCAGGAUAUUUUCUUGUGAAAUAAAAUUUUAUACACUUUU